Corythoichthys intestinalis (scribbled pipefish) is the source of this 1697-nucleotide messenger RNA. It is a transcript of the gene tcn2, whose product is annotated as transcobalamin II. The record is from RefSeq and is a predicted model, not a curated record. Gene Ontology annotation, biological process: cobalamin transport. Bases 107 to 1411 code for a protein of 434 amino acids. Lineage: Eukaryota; Metazoa; Chordata; Actinopteri; Syngnathiformes; Syngnathidae. Gene Ontology annotation, molecular function: cobalamin binding. The transcript has 10 exons.
GCUGCAAAACAACGAGUCACGUGACUCUUUGGAGCUGUUAUCAGUCCAGUUCACUACUUGCUUCUCUCUCCAUUCUUGGACUGACGCUCAGAGGAGAGGGUAAUCCAUGAUGUACCAUACACUCUUUCUUCUCGGCCUGUUGGCGUUGGCCUCCAGUUUACCUUGCGAUAACGCUGGAGCCAACCGUGAGCUGCUGCUUUCACUAAAUAAAGACCUUCUACGCUCUCUGGAGGGACAGGAAGGCCUUCCGAAUCCAAGUAUCCACUUGGCGUUACGGCUCUCAGACUUCCACAACCUUGUAAAAGAGGGGGAACACUUAACCCGACUGACAACUCAUUUACACAAUGAAAUUCAAAGCUUCCUCUCUGGCAACCAGCCGGUGGUUGGCCGCUUGGCAUUGUACGCUCUGGCCUUAAAGUCAUCUUGCUUUGACCUCAACACAGUGACCUUCACUGUAGGUGACAAGAGCGAGACGUUGCUGAUGCACCUCAAACAUCAGUUGGAACAAGAGAAGGAAUACAUUACAUUCAGCCAACGCCCUAGGACCAACUAUUACCAGUACUCGCUGGGUGUGCUCGCUCUGUGCGUUAGCGGCAUCAGGGUCGACAACCACGUUGUCAACAAACUCAUCCAGGCAGUUGAAAAUGAAAACUUUAAACAUGGAGACAUUGAGAGUAUUGAUACAUAUGCCAUGGCUGCAAUGGCCCUCCAGUGUGUGAAAAAUGCUGGUUGCGGUGGGACAAAAUCUAAUUGCAAUGUACACAACGCUGCCAAGCUUGACACAGCCUUGAGCAAGAUCAAACAGAAACUCUUGACGUCACAAAGAACUGAUGGUCAUAUUGGCAAUGAGUUCAGCACUGGCCUCGCAGUACAAGCUUUACUAGCAAUGGGCAGCCCAGUGUCUGAAUGCGCUGCCUCAAUGGAGGCCAUGAGAAGAGAUUCCAGAGGCAACAAAUACCACAACCCCAUGGCUAUAUCUCAGGUCCUUCCAGCUCUGCAGCAGAAAUCCUACUUGACAGUUCAAAGCAAGGACUGCCUCAAUGAAGAUGACACACUUGUUCUUGAGCCCACCGAUCCUGUGGUCAUUUUGCCCAGUAAAACCAAAGUGGCUGUGAUGGUAGAAGUGGUGACAUCCGCUGGGACAUCCACAGAUUACUCACUGGAUGUACCCAAGGGAAGCACUCUAUUGGAGGCCCUGGAGCUCCUCAAGGAAAAAAAUGUUGGCUUCACGUUUGAGAAGGAGUCAAGCCUGUGGGGGCCAUUCUUAAGUGUGGUGAAUGGAGAGCGAGCCAGACAGAGUGACCGUAGGUAUUGGCACCUCUCCUCUGAUGGCAUUGCUCUAACUGAAGGUAUCAGCGAUUUCAAAUUGGAAGCGGCUCAAAAGAUCACCCUAAAAAACACAAGCUAUUAACAAUGCCAUUAGUCAGUGUUAUUCAACUAUGAUUAUUUUGAAAUGCAGGCAAUGUUGAUUUUCAGUUCCAGUUCAAUCAUAUGUAAAUAAAUGUGAAUAAUUGUUGUAUUUCUUCCUCGGCAUUAUUACAUUUCGAAUUCUAUGACGAAUAAGACCUGAAUGUUUAAAUAUGGGAAAUUAACACAUUGCUUGUGUUAAGUGGUUUUAAUGGGGUUGGAUACUGAAACCUUGUAUCAAUUUGGUAAUGGUUCCUAAGCAACCGAAUAAAAAUUAAUAUUUUGGUGAA